Molecule: messenger RNA, 2463 nt
Organism: Coregonus clupeaformis (lake whitefish)
Lineage: Eukaryota; Metazoa; Chordata; Actinopteri; Salmoniformes; Salmonidae
Gene: bcl3
Product: BCL3 transcription coactivator
Exons: 8
Coding region: 1-1137 (378 amino acids)
Molecular function (GO): protein binding
Source: RefSeq, a predicted model, not a curated record
AUGACUAUGAACGAUCACAAGAAUCAAACCACAGCGCCGCUGGAUCUGCGCACCACAACGAGGGAGCGUGGGAGCGGCGCCGAAAGGACUCACACCAGCAAAGGUCGCACCACGGACAGCGGAGUACCCGUCUGGAGGAGAGUGCAGUAUCCCGCUGCCCCCCUCACGGAGGAUGACUGGCCAAACGGAAAUCCCAGCCACACUGUGGAGCCGCUGGAGUAUCAUUGUGGAUCAUCGUUGACAAAAGCUCCUAUCCCUUACCCAUUCUACUCAUUGCACAGCAGAUCACCGCUGGUUGUAAACGUGCCCGUCUCUCACCUCCAGUCUUCUCUUUACCCGACGGGACACAACGAACACCUGCUGGCAGAUGUUGCCCUGGCGAAGCGCCAAGACGACGACGGCGACACGGCUCUUCACAUAGCAGUUGUGCAGGGGCAGGAAGCUCAGGUCCAAAGAAUGAUCCUUCUCCUGGGACUGGUUCACACAGACCUGGACAUCUACAACAACCUGAGACAGACCCCUCUUCAUCUGGCUGUGAUUACCCAUCAGGCCCAACUGGUGGGGGCGUUGCUACGUGCGGGUGCUGACCCGGGGGCUCUGGACCGUAACGGUCAGACAGCGGUCCACCUCUGCUGUGAACACGGUCAGCAGGCCUGCCUCUCUGUGGUCCUUUCCCACCCCUCCAUCUUGAAUUGCCUGGAGGUCAGGAACUAUGAGGGCCUCACCCCUCUCCAUCUAGCUGUACAGGGUGGACACAAGGAGCUGGCCAGAAUGCUGCUGGAUGCUGGGGCGGACAUCAACGCAAUGGACAUCAAGAGUGGCCGCAGUCCUCUCAUACACGCAGUAGAGAAUCACAAUAUGGACAUGGUGCACUUCCUCAUAGAGAAUGACUGUAAUGUGAAUGGCCAGUCGUACAGUGGGAACACGGCCCUGCACAGUGCCUGUGGGCGAGGCCAGGUGGACACAGUCAGGCUGCUACUGAAGAACAGAGCCGACAACAGUGUGAAGAACUACCACAAUGACACCCCCAACGAUGGUGGCCAAGAACAAGAGGUGAGGGAGGAGAGAACUAAUAUACUGAAUCUAUGUAAGAGGAAUGGUCAUUUUUUCCCCUCUCCGUUUCACGCCAAUCAAUAGCUUUACAGAGAUGUGUAGGAAAAUAAAAACUGAAGUUAGUGGGUUAAAUGAACGAUAGUGUGGACAUAGGACUGAACUAAUCCUUGUGGGUGCUUCCCUCUAGUGGCUGUACCUAAUACCUCACAACGGCGGCAAAGCAACAACAAACUGACAAUGACAAACUGUACCAACAAUAAAACACACAAAUAAUCAAAGGAAUGCUAUAUCAGUAGCAGGCCACAGAGAUGCCGUGAACUCACUAGUUGUCAUUGCAGCACUGUUAAUGUGUCCUCUCAGGUAACCGAACCAUUUUGAUCUCUCUCUCAGGUAACCGAUGUACUACGAGGGAAGGGCUCCAGAAACCAGCAGCCCAAAGCUCAGCAGUGUGUACCAGCCUCACCACACAGGAGCACACCCCACUCACAGAACAGAGGUUCCCCAUCUCCCAGCCUUUCACCAUUGGCCACUCCCACAGCUUCGCCUCUUCACCGCAGCGCGUCCCAUUCCCCCAGGGCGCCUCCCACCCCCUCUCCCCACAGCCAAUCAGCAGAGAGCCUGUCAGGCCGCCAGUCUCCACUGAAGAUCCAGGAGAGCGAGCAGCUUGGCUCCAACAUGAUGACUGCAGUGGACAUCAGCCUGGCCCAGAGAAGGAGCUACUCACUGACCCACAGCUACCCUCCAGUAAUUCACCACCAGUCCCCCAUCACUGAUGCUCAAAUAGGACCUUUACUAGCCUACUACUCCCCUGGAGUCCAGAGACAUCUUUAUCCAGAGCUUCCCUUUAUCCUGCUCCACACCAACAUCCCUCACCCAGCCACUGUCUCUCCCGCCUCCCAAAUAACCCCUGGCCAAUCCUGGCCCUCCAGCGACCAGAUGUCUCCAUCACGAGCGUCAGAAGCAGCGUGGGCAGAGGUAACAGUUGACAAAGAGGUGCGCUUUCAGUGUCCCUGCUGAGUUAGGUUCCACCACUGUUUGGUGAGUAGAAGGACUUGAGCUUGAAACAAGAAGGAACAGUUGUUUGUUUACUACUGUUGGACUAUAGAGCCUAUGCCAGUAUGAUUAUGUACCUCUAGCUCUCAGCUGGAUGCAUUUGUCAUCUGACUGCACAUGGAUUUGUAAAGAGACUAAUGCAAUGAAACCUACACUGGAAGAAUGAAUGUUAUUGCAGUUUCCUAAAUAGACUUCAUUCAGAACUGUUGUCACCGUGUGUGAUGAGCUGUUUCGAAACUGGAGCUCCACCAGGUCUUGAAUGUUACCGCCUUACUUGAAAUUCAUGAUUAUUUUUCAGGUUAACUUUGUUGUUUACUUUGAAUAAUAUUUUUCUACAUAAAGUUAUUUUCCAAUGCA